CAAAACCGUUAUCAGCGGGGCUGUCAAAAGUGUGUGUUGGUAAACGUGUCUCCCAUGAUAAAAAUAUGCUAAAAUCAUAGUUCACAAUGAGUAUUCCAUUGCGAAGUAAUACGGAACCCAAAUCCAGUUCGUGGUAGCGCUGCUGCUGCUAGUUGCCCUUUCACUAAACUGGAUCGAACCGACAGUCUGUUGUGCAACUCAGGCGGCAAAGCAAAUCGGCACUGAGCUAGCCGACCAGAAACUUGUUUACAUUCACGGGCACCUCCCCACCCACCCAGAUACAAUCGCUGCAUAGUGCUGUGUUAUGUUGGCGUGAGUGAAACAGAGCAGGCGUCCUGGUCAUGUUGAGAUAGCAACCGAGUCUCGUCAUCAUUGCUUCCGUGUUCCCGUUCAACCUCCCACCACCCUUCAAAAAGGCCUCUUGAAAGCCUCACACAAAAACUGGUCCGUUCGGAAAGUGGUCGCGUUCCCUGCAACGGCAGUCUUUCGAUGGUGGUUUCAUUGUAGUGUGGCAUUCAUUGUGCAACGAAACGGUCGCAGAGAUCCGCAUUGCGUGUGUGAGCGUGUGAAAGUAUUUGUACGGGAUGGGUGAAAGGUACGCCACGAUUGCAGGCCAACUGGCCAAAUGGCACCAGGGUCAUCUGCUAACGUUCUGGGGCGAACUGACGGAGCAGCAACGGGCCGGAUUGUUAGAUUCGCUGUCCGAUAGCGUCGAUUGUGCUUCGCUGGAUGAAGCAUUCCGUUGCGCCAUGGCAACCGCCACGUCGACGAAGGAGGAUUUAAACGAACUGCUAAAACCACUCGCCAGAGAACGUUAUCUAUCGGUGGCCGAGGCUUCGGAGACCGAACUGAACGACUUACGGCAAGCUGGGCUGGAGCAGAUCCGCCAGGGAAGGGUGGGCGUAAUAUUGUUGGCCGGUGGGCAAGGAACCCGGCUUGGUUCGACCGCCCCGAAAGGCACGUACAAUGUUAACCUGCCGUCAGGUAAAUCGCUAUUCCAGCUGCAAGCGGAACGUAUCCGGAAGCUGCAACAGUUGGCCGGGGGCGAGGGUCGCAUCAAUUGGUACAUAAUGACCAGCGAGCAUACGCACACGGAAACGCUCGACUACUUCAAGGAGAAUCAGUACUUUGGGCUCCCGGCGGAUCAGAUACGGUUGUUCCGCCAGCGUAGUGUGCCGUGCGUGGAUUUCGAAGGCCGCAUACUGCUGGACGAGAAAUGGAAAUUGGCCACUGCACCGGACGGUAACGGCGGUAUCUAUCGCGCCCUCAAGGACGAAGGCAUUCUCGACGAGCUGGAGCGAGCGGGCGUACUGUACCUGCAUGCCCAUAGCGUGGACAACAUUCUAAUUAAAGUGGCAGAUCCGGUUUUCAUCGGGUACUGCAUCCGCAAAGGUGCCGACUGUGGCGUGAAGGUGAUCGAGAAGGUAGAACCGGACGAAGCGGUCGGUGUGGUGUGUGAGGUAAAGGGAAAGUACCAGGUGGUCGAAUACAGUGAGCUUUCCAGCGAAACGGCCAACCGGCGCAAUCCAAGCGAUGGGAAGCUAACGUUCAACGCGGGCAACAUUUGCAAUCACUUCUUCACGACUGACUUUCUACGACGGAUUGCCGACACGACAAUGCCGCUGCACGUGGCGAAGAAGAAGAUACCGUACGUCGAUCCGGCUACCGGCGAUCGGAUCAAGCCCACCACACCGAACGGCAUCAAGAUGGAAAAGUUCAUCUUUGACGUAUUUCCGCUAGCGGAACGGUUUGUGGCAUUGGAGGGCCGCCGGGGGGAAGAGUUCAGUGCCCUCAAGAAUGCUGACACGGCUGGCAUCGAUUGUCCUUCCAGUGUGCGGGGCGACAUCUAUCGAUUGCACCGGAAGUGGCUUAUCAAUGCGGGCGCAACCGAAGUGCUUGAUGCUGCCGACGCAUCGUUUGAUUGCGAAAUUUCUCCGCUCUUAUCGUACGCGGGCGAAGGUCUGGAGACGGCUGCCAGCGGUCAAAGCUUCCGCUGUCCGGUGCAUCUGACUGGCGCUGACGAGCGGCAACCGCACUAACGCCGAGGAGCUAAAAAUAAUAUUCCAUAUGUAACUGAUCCACGCUGCCAGAUAGAAGCGAUGCUGCUGCAGAUGUAUGCGUAAUCAAUGGGAAGCAACAAAAGAGCGCGAUAACUGGACCUGCUAUCGCUUUCCCAUCGAAUUAUCGCGUACUUCUUUGCUGGGGGUCCAGACAGACCACCAUUGAAACCGAAAAUAAUGGUGCAGCAAAAAACAAAAAACAGGAACAAGAGUACAUCGAACCGAAAGAUGUAAUUAUCUUAUUCGCGUAUCGGCAGCAAAAUAAUGAGCUUUUUCUGUUGAUGAAUGCUGCUUUAUGCUUAUGCACUACAAUUGGAGUACUCCUUCGGACAAUGAUUGGCGCGAAACGUAGCUACUAUCAGUUGAUCUGUUCAAAUCUAUGAAUCUUUAUUUUGUUUUUAGUUCAAAUGCGUCAAUACCCCUGUUUUCGUUAUGUGAAUAGACACGAAAAAGCUGUACUUUCUAGUUCCGUUCACGACGACGUAUCUCAAUUAACUCGAUUAUUUUGCACAACGUUAGCAGCCAAGGCCCGUUUUUCUUUCCGUGUAUAUUCUGCAUUUAACUUUAUUUGGCUAAUGUUCGAAAAACAACACGCAUCCACAUGAUGGCAGCUUGUGUUGCCAUGAGACGGAUAGAAAGCGGGAGAUAGAGAGAGAAAGAGAGCGAAAGCUAAAAACGAUCCCGGGGACCCAAAACAUUCCGAAACAUGCCCCUGUUUUAACAGCGAAAACAAUCUUCGUCGUUCAUCAAAGGGAGUCAGAAAAAAAGGAAACGAUGAAUGAUCUCGUGGUUGAAGUGGAUCGUCGCGCGUUUUACGAUAAUCAUCACACUUACACACACGCACGCCGUGUUAAUUGUUUACUCUUUUGCUUGUGCGGCUUAUCUUUAAAAUUUUGCACGCAAGGAAACCCCUACCCCGCAAUAUGUUUUUUAUCCCUUCCUCUGCUAUGUUUGUUAUCUGUUUAGUUAUCAAUAUUGAUAGUAAGUAGUUGGUUGAGAGUUCGCGUAAGCUGUGUUUUCCUUAGCAGCGGAUCUAAUGAGAUUUCUUUUAUCGUAUACAACCGAUUUCUAACUGCAAAACCUAGCGCAACGCUAUACUUAAGAAACGAGUUUUUACCAAUUUUAUGCAUAUUAGAUCAAAUAUAUGGCGGCUUCUUUUAUAUAGAAAAAUAAAAUACGGAACAAACGCCUUUCGAAGAACAAA
This is a messenger RNA of Anopheles funestus (African malaria mosquito), 3264 nucleotides long. RefSeq names its product UDP-N-acetylhexosamine pyrophosphorylase-like protein 1 (gene mmy). Bases 585 to 2039 code for a protein of 484 amino acids. The record is from RefSeq and is a predicted model, not a curated record. The transcript has a single exon. Gene Ontology annotation, biological process: UDP-N-acetylglucosamine biosynthetic process. Lineage: Eukaryota; Metazoa; Arthropoda; Insecta; Diptera; Culicidae. Gene Ontology annotation, molecular function: UDP-N-acetylglucosamine diphosphorylase activity.